CGCCAUGCCACAGGGGUUAGUUGGUGACCAGCGAAAGCUAGCCUUGACACCGAGUUACCGGACUCCUCUGGAUGACUUCUCUGCUACUGUUGGAAGAUAUUUGCUAUGAGGAUCCUCAUAAAUUAGUCUAAUAAUGACUGGAUGCUCAACUUGUCGCUUUCGAAAAGUAAAAUGUGAUGGCCGUCUAGGUUUAUGUUUGCGGUGUGAGAAACUUGGGCUUGAAUGCAGAUGGCAAGCCUCUCGCCCCAACAGCGAGGAGCUCGUGUCUGGGGAAGUUACUCGUGCGGGCCAUAAACGUCUUAGAACGUCCGUGGCGUGUGAAACAUGCCGCAAAAAGAAGCUUAAAUGUGAUGCUGGCAAGCCAUCAUGUUCAGUAUGCGUCCGCCGUGGUAUCAGUUGCAUCUAUGAGCAAGGGCGCCAAUCACAACCCGAGAGAUCCGUCCCAGUAUCACAGCUAUUAAAUAUUCCAGACAGCCAAGGUAAUAUUCCGAUGGAAACCAUGGAGGUAGAUUACAACCAUGACUGUCACCAAAGCGGGAGUGUUGCAUCUACCAGGCAAGAUAUCGAUAUGGGAAUAAGCUCUCGUGGAAGUUCGAGGCUACCUAGCUCGCCCCGGCUACCUGCUGGCCCUGCUCUGUUGCCAUAUCUUGACUCAUACCUAUCCAAUGUUCAUCCCAUAUGUCUCAACAAUGUCUUGCACCCAGGAGUUCUUUGCGAAGCGUUUGAGAAGUCGCCGAGGCUGCUUUUAUUAGCGAUUUGUGGAGUUUCUGCAAAGUUUCUCGAGGAUCCAGAGAGCAAGGCUAAAGGUAGAAGUUGGGUCGCUGAAGCAAAAUCCAUGGUGAUGGAGAGCUUGGACCAAAUUUCCACACUUCCCAUAUUGGCCCUACAGACUCUGGCAAUGCACGAUAUCCAUGAAGCUGAUAUUACCUCUGCAUGGAAUUUGACGGGAAUAUCUAUCCGAAUGGCACUUCAGUUAAAACUAAACCACCCGACAGCCCAGCAACCAGACUCACCUAUGAGCGACUCUGGGACGUUUCUCAAAGACGAAUGCAGUCGUCGUUUGAUGUGGUCUGUUUUUGGAGCAGAUAUUUUGCUUGCUUCCGACGAGAUGCACGUAAGUGAUGAAGCAGUGUGUAACUUGGGAUUACCUUGCAAUCUGUGGAAUUUUACCCAAGGUACUCCAUGUACAACGCUUCUCCUCCAUGACGAGUCAAAUGACGCGGCAGCCUAUCAUGCAACAAAUCCAAACGGGUAUUUUAUAAGGAUUCUUGCCCUAAAGAGGCGGAUCACAAAUUUUAUUCGGGACCAGCGAGAAUAUAACAUGGAACCCCCGUGGAUGGAAACAUCCCAGUUUUACCGAGUUGUAAAAGAGCUUGAGGACUGGCGUAAGAAGUUACCGCCUAAUAUGACAUUCGAAGAGCGCCAUAUGUACACCUUCCGUACAAGCCGACAUCUCGACAUGUUUCUUAUGGUCCAUGUCUGGUACCAUCAAUGUGGAUGCGAUUUGUUUGGAAGCUGGAUACAGGACCGUGGCGCAACUAGUGAUGAUGAUCCCAACGCGCCAGCGCUAGCUGAAUUCUUUCAAAAAUGCCGCGAUAGAUGUCUCUAUCAUGCUCAACAGAUAAGCCGCCUCCUUGAGAAGGUGCUCAGAGUAGAACCGGACCACCUAUUCCGCGAUCCAUGGCUUAGUUUUUGUAUUCUCGACUCGGUGACGAUUCAGCUUGCAAAUGAGACAAUCCAGCAACAACCGACAAGUGCAGAGUCAUGUAGAGAGAUGUCACAGCUUUUAAAGAUUAAUAUUAAAGCUCUAGCAAACACCAAAGAAACUAUUAUUUUGGCUGACAAAGUUCAUCAAGAAUGCUGCGAUCUCAUACAGCAAGCUGGGCUAUGGGAGCUUGUGUGUGGGAAUGACGAUGGAAAUCAAAGAACGGACGGUUCUGUAGCCAGGGAAACGCCUACGAACCACACCAUCGACUUGCUCUGUCGAUAUCCUUUCCUUAUAUCACCACCACCAUCGGAGACGGAAAGUUGGAAUAAUCUCUUCAAUGCAACUAGUGUGUCCACCCCCGCGACACGCCAUCCAUCGCCAGAGAGCGGCCAACCACCGCCUUCUGUAACAAGACGCCUGAGCAAUUUAGCUGCCAGCUCUAGCCAAGAAAGACAGAAUCAAAACGGAACAGGAGACAUGGGCUAUAUGGGUGAUACCUCAAUGCAAUUGUUCCCUCCAUGGCAACCAGGGGAUUUCCAGUGGUGGCAGUCUGCUGGCAAUAACAUGCAAUCUACGACGGUGGGUAUGAACCAGCCACCUGUGUCAAAUACGUCGGGGUCAACGGACAAUGAUCAGGGUCUCCUUGAGUUCUUCGCAAACUCUAUUGCUCCAGCGAGCACUUGGCAGGUUGAACAGGGGUUCGAUUCAAGGUUUCUACGCCCGAACAUUGCUACUGAGACUCCUCUGUGACAUGGGAGCCCUGGGAUUACAAUUAAUGAAUCAGUGCAAAGUCACUCAUUAAUCACAUACUUUGAACAGGUGUGAGAAUUCUUGGUCUUAUUUAUCUCUGAUUGACGACUUAUUACGACAGCUCCAAGGGAAACUCGUUACAGUGUUGACGAACAGAUUCCCGGUGAAUAGCCCGUUAGGUGCCUAUGUCGGCUUAUAAAGGCCUCCACAGAUCUAAUGAGUAACAACAAUAGCAAGAAAGUGCAUGUCGGACGGAUUGUUCCCUUGGUUAUAAUUUCCAACCUUGAAGUAGCUGUUGGGGGCAUUCAACUGAUAAGUGUCGAGCACUUUUUGGGCACCGCCAUUGAUCCCGACCGACAAGACAUUGCUCUCGUAUCGAAUUUCGUACGAGAACUGUUGGCCAACAGGAAUAUUCCCAAUGGGCGUGAAAAGUAAAUUGUUGCCUGCUCUCGUCUGCUCGACUCCCAUCGAAAUAUCACCCUUGGAGUUGUAGAAGAGCUCGCAAACUGGCUUCGUUGAGAUACUGUCAUCGAUGUGAAUCUGACCGAUAACACUGCCAUGGCUGGAUUCGUCGGCAUACGCAACAGAUAGAGACGCAUACAGUCUAUUUUUAGCUGCGUUUGGGCUCCAGCUCGCAGCAGACCCGUCCGAAGGGUUGGCCUCUCGAAGCUCAGUCCGGCAGUGCUUGCUGUUUGGGGUCGUGACGCAGCCCGCCGAGUCUGGAGAUCCAGGGACUUUCAUCACAAGAGCACCAUCCCCACUCUCAGUGAAGAAAUAUUUGUGCCCAGGGUCCUGGUAGCCACCACAGCCUUGCAAUUGCGAGCUAGAGAUGGUCUGUGGCUGUCCUGGGUUGCCGAUGGGAAGCUGCAGCUUCCAGGGCUUCAUAUCGAAGUUUCCUCCUGGAGCACAAUUUGGGUUAAGCGCAGCCAUGACGCCUGAUUGCAUCGCCAACAGGACCGAAACGAUAGAAAUAGUUGUACGGAGAGACAUGAUGGCGGUGGUUUGUGGUUGUUUGAAUGAGAAUUGGAAUGGGAAAUGAGUAGAUGUGAUAUUUAACUUUACCUCUGGCAUUUAAGAACUCUUAUAUAGCCAUAUUCUCGGCGAACCCGGACAUCUCUCAAUGCCCAAACAUGGAAAUUGGAUCUACUUCU
This is a messenger RNA of Pseudogymnoascus verrucosus, 3609 nucleotides long. RefSeq lists its product as uncharacterized. The record is from RefSeq and is a predicted model, not a curated record. Gene Ontology annotation, molecular function: DNA binding; zinc ion binding; DNA-binding transcription factor activity, RNA polymerase II-specific. The transcript has 9 exons. Gene Ontology annotation, biological process: regulation of DNA-templated transcription; DNA-templated transcription. The coding region runs from base 134 to 2458 and encodes 774 amino acids. Lineage: Eukaryota; Fungi; Ascomycota; Leotiomycetes; Thelebolales; Thelebolaceae. Gene Ontology annotation, cellular component: nucleus.